UUUACUGUCCAUCCUGUCCACAAUGUUAUGCAUUAAAGCGAUGCAUUUAGGAAAAAGGCUUUUUGUGGUGCUGCUCUUGCUGCAGUGGAGCGCUCGAAGCCUCAGCGCAAUGAGAGAUGGCUCUACAGACACACAUGCCCACUGUGUCACCGAUGGAUCGACCGUAAAUUGCACCUUGCAAGAGACAGACCUGCUCAAUUCUGACCCUAUUAAACUGGGUGUCGUUGAGGGACAGACAGUGGACAUUUACGCAGCAUGUCGACAAAACAGCUCAGAGCGGUUUAGAUGUCUCUGCUACCAAAGGGUAAAUUCCACUAUGCAUCUGUUACAGCACUCUGAGAGAGUUGAAAAUGGAACAUACACUUUACUCUGUGGCAAUCACAAUCUUACAGUUGUGCAGUCACCAAAAAGGAUGCCAUCAGUCCCAGUGCUCAAAGCUAUUGCAAGUGCAGGACAAAAAAAUACAGCUGAUAUAGUUUGUAUUUCCGAGGGAAAUCCUAAACCUACCAUCAAGUGGAAUGGCAACAACAAAAAUCCAAAGGAAGUCAGGGAAAAUAGGUGGAACAGGACAGAGAGCAGUUUGAUUAGUAGCCCUGAUUGUCAAAAGUGCUGUGCCAGUAAUUUGCUGGGGGAAGAAUGUUCUGAGAUCUAUGAUUAUGAUCUGGAGACGAAGGAGGAUGGGCAAAAGGUUCAAAUUUUUCUAAAAUCUGGUCAGUCUUUGCUACUCCGAUGCAUACUGAAAACAAGAAAAAGUCCUGAAUUGAGAUGGUACUUCAACAACUCUUUGGUCAGUGGAGUCAAUUCAGUCACUUCGCUAAAUUAUUAUUAUUGGAUGGAGCUCCUCACUGUUGAAUCAGUUAAUGUGAUGCAUAGUGGAGAGUACAUCUGCAAAUCUAAAUACAACCACACUGCGUCCACCUAUGUCAUGAUCUUUGAAAAAGACAAAAUCGACAUAUUGCAGCUGAAUGCGAACAACAGCAUUCUAGCUCAAAAUAAGGCAAGCUUCUGCUUCCAGGCUCUGGUAUUCUCCUACCCAAAAGCCCAGUGCCACUGGAUUAUACCAAAUCAAACCAAAAUCAAGUGCAGAGAGACUCAUUACCAUCAUUAUAACAGUACUUUUAAGCUGUGUUACCCCAAAUCAGGACAAUAUCAAAUUAAACUAGAGAAUCAAGAACAUAGUGUCAUAAGGAAUGUGUCUCUUUGCAUAUCUGACAUUCCUAGAAUAAAAAUACUUAAAGAUUUGAGCUUCACUACUUGCACAACUCAAAGCUCCACACCUGUGGCUCUAUCUUGGAAAAUCUGCCCAUCACAUACUAAAUGUAUUGAUCCUGAAGAUUGGAAUGAGAUGCCUGUUGCCCCCUCUGAAUUCCCAGACUCUGAUCAGUUCUGUCAAAAGAAGAUUGUCUUUGCCAGAUCACGCUCUUACAGAGAGGACCAUCUUAUUAAAUGCUGCAUAACUAACAUAGAAGGGACUCACUGCAGUGACCAAAUGCUACUGCAAACAAACUCCUACGUUGAUUAUGUAAUUUGCUUUGUGCUCAUUGUUGUACUACUUGUGGUCAUCUUUGCCUUAAUGAUCUUCAUCAGAAUAAAGAAGCCUAUGUACCAGAGCCAAAUCCAGAUGAUUCAGAUGGUCGGACCCAACAACAAUGACUACAUAUACAUAGACUUCAGGGACUUUAAGUAUGACCCCAAAUGGGAAUUUCCACGAGAGAAUCUGGAGCUUGGAAUAGAACUGGGGUCUGGUGCUUUUGGGAUGGUUUUGCAUGCGAAGGCGUAUGGAAUCAGCAAACAAGGAGUUUCUAGUCAGGUAGCAGUAAAAAUGUUAAAGGAAAAGCACCAGGCAGUGGAGAAGGAGGCUCUGAUGUCUGAACUGAAAAUGUUGACGCAUAUCGGACAGCAUGAAAACAUUGUCAACUUGCUCGGAGCUUGCACAGGCUUAGGUCCCAUAUACCUGAUCUUCCAAUACUGCUGUAAUGGAGAUCUCCUGAACUACCUGAAAAGCAACAGAGAGCAUUUUCACAACUAUCUGACUGAUGCUUUCAACAGGGACAGAUUCAGAGGCCUCUACCGCAACUUUCAGCAGAAGAGAAACUUCAGUGAGUGUGUUGAGCCUAGUGAUGACCCGUGUCUGCACAACACAUCUCCUGUAUUCAAAGGAAAGGAGAAUGAGGCACUGCUCAGUCCUAGCAUCAGCUCAGUGUCUACUAUUGAGGAACUUCAGAGUCUCGCCUAUGAUGACCUGCUGAGUUUCUCUUUUCAAGUCGCAAAAGGCAUGGACUUUCUGUCUGCUAAAAAUUGUAUCCAUAGAGACCUGGCAGCCAGAAAUGUUUUGGUGACACAUGGCAGACAGGUGAAGAUUGGUGACUUUGGCCUCGCAAGAGACAUUGAAAAUGACUCCAACUAUGUUGUAAAAGGAAAUGUGCGCUUGCCUGUGAAGUGGAUGGCUCCUGAGAGUAUUUUCAAAGGGGUGUACACAAUGCAAAGUGAUGUCUGGGCCUAUGGCAUUCUGCUGUGGGAAAUCUUUUCUCUUGGAGUCACCCCAUAUCCUGGUAAAACUGUAAAUAACACAUUCUACACAAUGAUUGAAAGUGGGUAUCACAUGGAGCAGCCCUAUUAUGCAUCAGAAUCGGUAUACAAUGUGAUGUGUCACUGCUGGUCACUGGAUCCAGCAGACCGACCCUGUUUCUCCAAGCUUGUGGCUUUCAUGCAAAAUGAGUUGGCUGCUUUUGAAGAGAGGAUCUAUUACAAUAUUGGAGGAUACUGCCACAGUGACUUAAUAUAUCAGAAUGCACCAGUAACUCCUGACCCUACAUUGCUGGAUGAAAGACAAGAUGUCUGUCAGACAUCACAGGUAAACUCAUCCUCCAACACAGAGAAUUCAGAUGAAGGCAAAGCCAUGGAGGAUCUCGGAUCAGUAAUAACAGGAACCUCUCAUUUGAAGAUUAGGAGUUCAGGCCAGGAGUAUGUAAUUAUGUCUGGCGCAUGGAAAAAAUGUCCUUAAAUAACAACUUAUUUCACAUCUGAGAUACUUAUUGGAAUUGCAAUGAGUAAUUGCAAUUGCAAAUGUUUUAGGACUAAUAAUGAAUAAGUAUUCUGAAGUUUUUCACUUAUUAACUUGUAUGUACAGUGAGCUCUUCAGAAGUGUAUGAGUGUAAAUGCUGUAAUUAAUCAGUAAAAAUAAUUAUAUGUAGUUUUGUGCAGCAAGCAGCUUUCCUGUAAGUGCUGAGAUAUUGAUCCUUCUUCAUGAAUUUAAACCAAUAUUAAAAACAAAAUAUAUAUAUAUAUUUUUAGAUAUGCAUGCAUUCUAAAAGUACAAGUUUGGACAAUAUGGAUAUGUUUCUAAAAGAUGAAUAUUUGGCUGUGUCUUGCAUUCUGAAUUUGCUUGAUGUUGCUAUCUCAGUGUAUUUUUCAGUAUAUUUACUCAAUUGUCCUUUGACUUUUAUUGAUAAAUCAUUGCUGUUGAUACAUUAUAUAUCAAUGUAUCAAUUAUCAACAAGGAUAUUUUUAUAGUAUGCUUUGUUAUGCCUACAGUUUGAUUGUAGCAGAAAUUUAAUAUUGCUCAUUUGCACAGAUGUUCUAGACACAACGAUGAGGUCUAUAAUAUCCAGUGCAUUCUGUCUUUCUAACAUUGUUACGACUCUGCAAAAAUCAGCAAAGGAAAAAUUUUCACACCCUCUUAGCCUGCUGUUAACAUUAAACAUUCUUUUUCCAGUUCACUUGCCUAUGAAGUUAUAAUGGAAUAAAAUAGUGAUGGCAAAGUAAUAAAUGGCUAUUC
Molecule: messenger RNA, 3778 nt
Organism: Xyrauchen texanus (razorback sucker)
Lineage: Eukaryota; Metazoa; Chordata; Actinopteri; Cypriniformes; Catostomidae
Product: receptor-type tyrosine-protein kinase FLT3-like
Exons: 24
Coding region: 23-3004 (993 amino acids)
Biological process (GO): multicellular organism development; B cell differentiation; cell surface receptor protein tyrosine kinase signaling pathway
Cellular component (GO): signaling receptor complex
Molecular function (GO): transmembrane receptor protein tyrosine kinase activity; ATP binding
Source: RefSeq, a predicted model, not a curated record